AUGAAAUUGACAACACUCGCUUUAAUCGGUUCCCUAGGUGCUGUUUCUUUGGCCCAAUUUUCCAAUGAAACUACCUCUGACACUACAACUUCCUCGAGUACCUCUAUCUUGAGCUCUACCACUUCUGAUAACUCCACCUCUGUUGAACCAACGGGUCCUACUACAGAACUCCCAGGCAACAGCACUUCCACCGAGCCACCUACUUCAACAGAACCACCAAGCAAUACAACAACCACUGAACCUCCUUCUUCCGAGGCUCCAACUACUGAAUUGCCUACCUCCUCCUUGACUCCUACCUACGGCUACAACGAAACUACUACUGAUUACGAAGUUGUGACCGAGUUCACUACCUACUGCCCAGAGCCAACCACCUUCACCACCAAUGGCGAGACUUUCACUGUCACUAGUGCCACCACUUUGACCAUCACCAACUGUCCUUGCACUAUUCCAAAGCAAACGACUACCACCGAGUACGAGGUCGUAACCGAAUUCACUACUUAUUGCCCAGAGCCAACCACUUUCAGCACUAACGGUGAGACUUACACUGUCACUACGCCAACUACUUUGACCAUAACCAACUGCCCAUGCACCAUCCCUAAGACUACCGUGGCGCCUACUGAGGAAUCUACCGAAGAGACUACAGGAGAAACCGCCACUGAGAACACCUCUACUCCAGAAUAUUCUUCGUUCAUCACUGAGACUGCAUCUUCCAUCGAAGGAACAAGUACAAGCAUUCCAGUUGUCUCUACAGGUGCUGCUAACAAGUUUACUGUCGGAGGUCUGGCUGGUCUAGCUGCCGCUGUUUUCUUGAUCUAA
This is a messenger RNA of Lachancea fermentati, 816 nucleotides long. The record is from the annotation of a GenBank genome assembly. Lineage: Eukaryota; Fungi; Ascomycota; Saccharomycetes; Saccharomycetales; Saccharomycetaceae.